CUCCCAGCGCUGAGCAGUGUGCGCGCGAGCACUGCGUGUGUGUCACUGUGUGCGUGUCUGUCCGUGCGGAGCGUGUGAGCUGCCGGAGGAGAAGCGCAGCGCACCGAGCGCCCUCGCGACAGUCGCGAGCCGCUCCGCUCGAGGCUCCUGUGUGCUGCCGCUGCCACCACCGCCGCUUCGCGCGAGCUGUCACGCACGUCCUCGAGGACAUGAGAGGCUCUUGAUCGAACGGGACUCGAGCGGACGGGAGACGGAUCUGUCUCAAGGCUGUGCGAGGACCAUUCCCUGCUCUGGACCAUGGAGAAAACCGUACGUCUGAUGCGGAAGCCGGCGGACGGUGACGAGCGGGUCGCGGUCACCCGCGGCGCCGACUUCGGGGAGCAGCAGGUGGGCCUGGCGGACAAGAUCCCCCUGCUGAAGCCCCACUUCAAGAAGAAGCACUCUCCGAGGAAGCUGGACCCCAAGCGCCUGAGGACGCUGGAGAACCCCAUCCUGACCACGCUGCUGAGCUCGGACGAGCUUGUGGCGGGGGACGGGGUUUUCGUCCCGCAGAACCCGGCGAGACCGCAGAGUACGCUGUGCGCUGCCGCCGUGGAGAAGCGGGAGAAGGUCCGCCGCGGGUGUCUGAAGGAGGACGCCGACGGACACGGGGCUGUGGUCGUGGAGGUGGCCGGGGACAUAGCGGAGGGCAGCCCGCAGAAGGCGACCGACAUCCAGGGGCUGACCGCGGCCCCCGCCGAGGGCCGCUUUCAGCCGGCGGCACCCGCCGCGCCGCCGCCCCCCAAAGAGGGCCGGUGCCGGAGCGAGAUGUUCGAGGAUAAAAGCGACGAGGCCUCCUUGGACCUCGUCUUCGAACUCUUAACCCAGCUGCAGUACCACACGCACCAAGGGGACAGCGUGGCCAUCUGCGUGGACUUCCUGUGGGGCAUCUGCGUGUACGGCAGCGACUGCGAGCGCCACCACACCGUGCUGCCCUACCACUGGCAGAUCCGCAGGGCGGAGUCUCGCGUCUGGCAGAGCAUCUCUGACGAGUCCCAGGAGCAGCUGGAGAGGCUGUACUGCUGCCCGGACAACGAGCAAGUGCGUCUCAAGUUCCACGGCCGCAUCUUCACACUGGACUUCAACACCAUGCGAGUCAGCGACCUGGAAUUUGACCUGGUCAGACGUCUGUCCACGCCCCCCGGAGUGACGGCCGCGCCCCCCGGCUCGGCGGCCGCGUCCCUCGGCUCGGCGGCCGCGUCCCUCGGCUCGGGCCCCGCCCCCAGCUGUCGCACGGUGUGGAAGUACUACUGCAGAGACAACUUUGGCUGGAGAGAGUACUCCGAGCCCGUCGUGCGGCUCAUAGAGGAGGCGAGCGGCCGCGGCCUGAAGGAGGUGCGUUUCAUCACGCUCCAGAACCAGUACAUCCUGAACAUCCGCGAGGGCUUCCAACAGAACGCCGUCUUCGGCUUCCGCCGGCAGAUCAAGAAGAGGCCGCUCUUUGUCUCGUCCGUCAUGCUCCUGCCGCACCUCCAGACCCUAAGCGGCCUGGCGUCUCCGCAGGGCCCCGGCCCCCUGCCCCUGUCGCCCACGUCCUGCGACCCCUCCCGGGCGUACCCGGAGACCUGGGUGCCCAUGAGCUCCUACCAAGACUUCAUCCAGGUUCCGGUGGCGAAGGAGGACCGCAGCUACCGCACGGUCUACAGCCUCUUCCACAAGACUGUGUCGGAGACCAAGUUCCGCAUCCUGAGGAUCCUGCGGGUGCAGAACCCCUUCCUCUGGGAAAAGUACAAGAGGAAGAAGGAGUACAUGUCGCGCAAGAUGUCGGAGAUGGACCGCAUGCUGAACGAGCGCCACCUCUUUCACGGCACGUCGCAGGACGUCGUGGAGGGCAUCUGCAAGCACAACUUCGACCCGCGCGUGUGCGGCAAACACGCCACCAUGUUCGGCCAGGGCAGUUACUUUGCGCGCAAGGCCGUCUAUUCGCACAACUUCUCCAAGCGCUCGGCCAAGGGCGUCCACUGCAUGUUCCUGGCCAAGGUGCUGACGGGACGCUUCACGGCGGGCAACCCGUCGCUGCGGCGCCCGCCGCCGCUCAGCCCCAGGGACCCUUCCGGCGACUUGUACGACUCGUGCGUGGACAACUGGCUCGACCCCCAGAUCUUCGUCAUCUUCAACGACGACCAGAGCUACCCGUACUUCAUCAUCCAGUACGAGGAGGUCAGCGGCACCGUGUCGGUGUGACGCCGCGUCCGCUCCUCGCGGACGGAUCCUGCUGCUGGGCGACGGACGCCGACGGACGCCCCCCCCUCCCCCCCGGCAUCGCCGAGCUCUCGCGACACCCCGACCGUUCUUCUCUCGGGGUUUAUUUCCUCUCUCUUCCUGCUGGAAUCCAACCGCAGUUUGCGAGAAACUUUAUACAUUUUUCUGUUUAUAUUUCAACUGUGUGCCUUUUGUUCAUAAAGAAAUGUUUAUUUAUGUUAGUUACUGUAAGACGGCAGUAAAUAAAACUUUUAAUGACACCUU
Scleropages formosus (Asian bonytongue) is the source of this 2505-nucleotide messenger RNA. It is a transcript of the gene tiparp, whose product is annotated as TCDD-inducible poly(ADP-ribose) polymerase. Gene Ontology annotation, molecular function: zinc ion binding; NAD+ poly-ADP-ribosyltransferase activity. Bases 298 to 2223 code for a protein of 641 amino acids. The record is from RefSeq and is a predicted model, not a curated record. The transcript has 6 exons. Lineage: Eukaryota; Metazoa; Chordata; Actinopteri; Osteoglossiformes; Osteoglossidae. Gene Ontology annotation, cellular component: nucleus.